AUGAAUAAACCCCUAACCGUUGAGAGCGUACUCACAAGCAGAGCGCCUAUACCUCACCUAUUGUCAAAUAGGGGUCCUCAUAUGAAUGAGCUGGUGAGAGCGCACUCACAGAGGUCAAUGACCGUUAAAUUCGCUCUCGCAGGAAAGUCCGCGGUCGUUUCGCAAGAUGCGGUAAAUCUUGCGUCGUGGAAGCGCCUCCAAGCGGCGAUGCCACAAAUCGCCUUGCACAAGCGGUGUCGCAAGUGUUCUAUGUCGUCUUCGCAGCACGCGAAA
Molecule: messenger RNA, 273 nt
Organism: Iphiclides podalirius (scarce swallowtail)
Lineage: Eukaryota; Metazoa; Arthropoda; Insecta; Lepidoptera; Papilionidae
Source: the annotation of a GenBank genome assembly